GGGUGAUCGUGUCUUGUGUUUUCUAUUUUUAACGGUUUGUUGAUAAUAAAUGUACAUACACGCCGGCUAUUGUGGCGAAACUGUGUGAACUCUUGUGUUUAUUUGGUGGAUGUUGAUUGAAAAGUGGCUCGUUAAAGAUGACGACGCAACCAGAAGUCGGUGUGUCCGAUUUCGUCCUUCUGGACAAUUUGACUACGGACAACUUCAUUGAAAAUUUGCAACUGAGAUUCCAACACAACAAAAUAUACACAUACAUUGGCGAGGUGCUAGUGUCCGUCAACCCGUACAAGACCCUCGACAUCUAUGGCCAGCAACACAUGGCGGAGUAUAGGGGGAGGGAGAUGUUCGAAGUUCCCCCGCACGUGUACGCAGUCGCUGAUGCCUGCCAAAGAGUUCUACGACAACAGGGCAGAGACACAUGCGUGCUCAUAUCGGGUGAAUCGGGGGCGGGGAAAACGGAGGCCUCCAAGUUUAUCAUGAAGUACAUCGCCGCCAACACCAUGCAGGUACACAGGGAAUAUAUUGACAGAGUAAAAAACGUCUUAAUUCAAUCGAAUUCAAUUCUGGAGACGUUCGGAAAUGCCAAGACAAAUCGAAAUGACAACUCGUCCAGAUUCGGCAAAUAUAUGGACAUCCACUUCGACUACAAGGGAGAUCCUGUGGGGGGUCAUAUCAGUAAUUAUCUCCUGGAGAAGAGUCGGGUUGUCAACCUGCAACCGGGUGAAAGGAACUUCCAUGCUUUUUAUCAGCUUCUCAGCACGAAUACAACGCAUGCGAAGAAAUUUGCCCUCAACUCAAGUUCGGUGUACAAGAUCCUGGGCAACGAACGAGCGACCGCACAGGACUCUAGGCUCUAUAACGUUACGAAUAGUGCUUUUAAUGCAUUGGGCUUUCCACCUGCCGUCGUGGAUAAUAUUUGGAGUAUUGUAGCUGGAGUUAUUUUACUGGGCGAGCUGUCGCUGGGCGAGGACGGCGCGGGCCGCGUGUCGGUGGGCGGCCCGCUGCGCCAGUGCGCGGGCGCGCUGGGCGUGGCGGAGCAGGCGCUGACGGCGGCGCUGGCGGGCCGCAUCCUGGCGGCCGGCGGGGACCUCGUCAGCAAGGAGCACUCGCAGUCCGACGCCGACUACACGCGCCUGGCGCUGGCCAAGGCCGCCUACGACAGGCUCUUCACGUGGAUCGUGCAGCAGAUCAACAAAAAAAUCGAAGCGCCAGAGAACACGUACAAAAGCUCACUAAUCGGCGUGCUAGAUAUAUACGGCUUCGAGAUCUUCGACACGAACAGCUUCGAACAGUUCUGCAUCAACUACUGUAACGAGAAGUUGCAGCAACUAUUCAUUGAGCUGGUAUUAAAACAAGAACAGGAGGAAUACGCCCGCGAGGGUAUCCAGUGGACUCCCGUGCAGUACUUUAAUAACAGGAUCAUCUGUGAGCUGGUGGACGCGCCGCACCAGGGCAUCAUCGCCAUCAUGGACGAGGCUUGCUUGAACCCUACCAAGAUAUCUGAUGCACAAUUGCUGGAGGCGAUGGACAAGAGGCUAAAUGGACACAAACACUACACGUCCCGUCAACUCUGUCCGACAGAUAAGAAACUCAAACAUGGCGUCGAUUUUCGGAUAACGCACUACGCGGGAGACGUGACGUACGCCGUGACGGGCUUCAUGGACAAGAACAAGGACUCGCUGUGGCAGGACCUCAAGCGCCUGCUGCACGCCUCGAGCAACGACGCGCUGCGGGACAUGUGGCCCGAGGGGGCGGCGCGCCUGCAGCAGACGUCGAAGCGCCCCCCGUCCGCGGCCAGCCUGUUCCGCAGCUCCAUGUCGGCGCUGGUGGCCGGCCUCACCAGCAAGGAGCCGUUCUACGUGCGCUGCGUGAAGCCGAACCCCGUGCAGUCGCCCAACAUGUGGGACGAGCAGCUGGUGCGGCACCAGGUGGCCUACCUGGGGCUGGUGGAGAACGUGCGCGUGCGGCGCGCCGGGUUCGCGUCCCGCCAGCGCUACGACCGCUUCCUGCAGCGCUACAAGAUGCUGUCGCAGUACACGUGGCCCAACUUCCGCGGCGCGGGCGCGCGCGACGCCGUGGCCGUGCUGCUGCGCGACCUGCAGCUGGCCGACGUGCAGUUCGGCCACACCAAGCUGUUCAUCCGCAGCGCGCGCACCGUGCACGCGCUGGAGGCGGCGCGCGCCGACCUCGUGCCGUCCAUCGUCGUGCUGCUGCAGAAGCUGUGGCGCGGCACGCUGGCGCGCAUCAAGUACCGCAAGAUGAAGGCCGCCAUCGUCAUCUACAACGCUUGGAAACGCUACCGCUUCCGCCGCUACAUCGGGUCGCUCCAGAGCGAGCUGCAGCGCAACCGCGGCGUGAUACGGCGCUGGCCCCCCGGUGGCGGCCGCGCGGCCCCCAUGCUGCAGGGGGCCUACCGUCGCUGGCGCGCGUACCUCACGCUGCGCGCCGUGCCCUGCGAGCAGUGGCCGCAGCUGAAGCUCAAGAUCUGCGCCGCCAGCGCGCUGCGCUCGCGUCGCCCGCAGUGGGGCGCCACCCGCGAGUGGAGGGGAGACUAUCUGGCUCUCGACUCGUAUAAUAACAAAGCUGCGACAUACCGAUCAGCGAUGUCGAAUCUCCAACGAUCGCAGAACAUCGGCAAGGCGCUCUUCUCGUGCAAGAUCCACAAGUUCAACCGCUACAACAAGCUGGCCGAGAGAUGUCUGCUCAUAACGGAAUCAGCGAUAUACAAACUGGACGCUAAUUCCUUUAAGCCUUUGAAGAAACCCACUCCGAUCACAGAGGUUGGAGCAGUGCGCGUGAUGAGUAGCGAAGCGCAGCUUGUGGUUAUCAGUGUGCCGUCGGCGCGCAACGACUUGGUGGUGGGGGUGGUACCACCGACGCCCGAGCCCCCCACUGCCGCGGCAGACUUGCUCGGCGAGCUGAUCGGCGUGCUGGCGCAUCGCUACAAUCUGCUGUCGGGCGCGGAGCUGGCGCUGGAGGUGGAGAGCGGCGCCACGACGCGCUGCACGCUGGGCGGCAAGGCGCGCGCGCUGCAGCUGCCCGCGCCCGCGCCGGCAGCGCCCGCACCCGCGGCGCCCGCGCCCGCGCCCUUCACGCACGCGCACAACGUCAUCACGUACCACCCCGCCUCCGCGCGCGCCUAGCCGCCCCCCGACGGUCCGAGACGCUCGCCGAGGUCAACGAGGGGCAUUCGGAGCAGUCGUGCCACAUGUUUAUCCGUACUAUGUGAUAUAUUUAGGUAAAUAUUUGUGCAGUAUUAAGUUUGUGAACUAGUUUCAGUCAAUAUUGUUCAUAUAUAAACGUUGAAAACAAUUUAACGUUUAAGUUUAUCCUGAUGUAUAUUACGAUAUUAUACAUUUUGAUGCACAAAAAGAGUUAGGAAUGUGUGACGGUCUAUGCCCACUCACCCAUUACUCUCCGAGGAAACCGUUAAAGUUCUGCCAACUUAAAAAAACGAACAUAUUUAUUUAUGGUUUUAAUAGUCAUACAAAAAUUGUAAUUCAAUUAUAAUUCUAUGAUAUGUGAAUGCAUAAAAUACUUACAAUCAAAAUAACAUAACUGACAUUUGAAGCGGAUGAUCGUCUUAAAAGUGAAACAAAUUACACAAAUUGGAUUUUAUUUAAAAACGAUUGUGAUUAUGAAUUUUUUUGACAUUGUAUCCGCUGAAACGAUGCGAUUGUACGAAAUAAACUAUUUUGUACUUUAAAUGAUAUAUUUUGUAAUUUAUUGCGAAUGUUUUAAAUAGUACUUAAAAUUUUAAACGUCCAAUUUGUGAAGAUUUUUAAACGUAUUCAUAAUAACAAUUUUACUGAUAAGUAAUUUUUAUCAUCACAAUAUUUAAAAUAAUUUAAAAGUUAAACUUGGCGUUUUAUUUUUUUUAUAAAAUAUAAUAUUAAUGUAAUUUUAAUAAUGUUAUUUAGAUAUUGAAUUAGAAUUAAUUUAUUACAUAAAAAUAAAUAAGGUUUGUCAGUUCUGGCUAGGUUGAAAAAAAAAAUGCUGUAAUGGUCCGUGCAAAGCCAGUGUUUCGCGGAGUAAUAUUGACAAAAUUCAUAUUAAAACCUAUUUAUAGUUUAAAAAUUACAGUAUUUAUUUUUUUAAGGCUUAAGAGGCAAAUUGUACUACAAUUGAUUUACUGUACAUAUUAAUUAGCAUGCAAUUGCCAUUUAAGUGUAUAAAAAAAAACUUUAAAACACACCGUGAAACAUUAAAUUAAUUUUUUAUUUAAAUAAUUUAUAAUGUUUUGAUUUCUUUCAUAUAUAAAAACAGUAAUGUCUCUGUUUACAUAACGUAAAUGUUCUGUUUAUUAAUAGGUAAUACAAUAAUUGUGACAGAAGGAAGAGGUAUAUAUUUAUGUGUAAUGUAUGUACAUAUGUAUAGCCUAUUACAACCAUAGGUGAUUACAGACAUACAACCAACAUUAACAAUUAAUUGACUCGAUAUCAUUGGACGAGAUCUUCAAUAAUAAUCUAUGAUGUUCGAGGAAAUAUAAGUAAAAUUAAAAUGUUUAAGUGUAAUACUGUUGUGUUAUAAGUAAAUAUAUAUUAAACGAGUACUGUUUUCAAUGUAUAUAAUAUAGCAGAGCUAUUAGCAAGUCGCAUGGAAUAUGGAAAUGUAAUGCUCCUUUAUCUUUAUACCUUUGGUUGGAAUAGGCUGUAGUUAAAAAAAUAUUUAUCAACGAUUUACUAAGUUUGAACAUAUUUUAUCUGUAAGGAAUCGAACACAUCUGCGCGAUAGUUCGAAUGAAUUUAAGACUUGAAAGUGCAACGAAGUUCAAUCUGUGUGAUAUCUUAAAAGCGUUAUAGGCUUUUGUUAAAUUAUCUUGUAAUUGCUCGAAAAUUAAAUUUUAUUAUAAUUUAUAUUUUGCUCGCUUCUCUCGAACGCAGGUGUGUCCGUUCCUUAACUAUUAUAAUAAUUAUAAUGUUUGAUGUUAUUAAAUGUUAAAGUAUUACAAUGUGAUACAAAACAUCACCAAUAGUUCAAUAAUAAUAAAUAGAUGUCUUUUAAACUUUUUGUCUACACACUGUAUAUUUUACUUGACAUAGUUAUAAAAUUUAUAAAAAAUAGAUUUUAUUAAAAUGAUUAAAUUUUAGUAUUUAUAAAUUUUAUACUGCACUUUAGAAUUAGUUAAAUUCUUAUACAAUAUGCCAUAUUAAUAUCUACUUCAAGGACAAAUAAAGGUCAUUUUUGCUUAUCAAAAAUUUGAUUGAAAAUAAUGAGAAAUAUUAAAGAUUUACUUUUAUAAUAACAUAUUGUCACAUAUAACAUAACAUUAAAACAAUAUGUUUACAGUAUCGAAACUAAAAAUACUGUCACCCGGGACAACAUCUUAGUACAUCUUAGUUUCCAAGGUUGGUGGCGCAUUGGGGAUGUGGUUAUAUUUCUUACAUUGCCAAUGUCUAUAGUUGGUGACCACUUACCAUAAAAUGGCCCAUUUGUCAGCCUGCCUACCUAUUUGAAAUUACAAUACUUAUAAAAAAGUGGAUACUGACCAACAGCAUGCGUAUAUUUCACCAGAGUUCAUCGUAAGCGUUUCUGUUUAUUUUCACCUGAGAUUAGAAUCGCUUUAGUCGAAAUACUCCUCUGGUUAGUACCUGGCAUUGUACAUAAUGUUCACGAAUAUAUAUAUGUUGCCUUAUACGCGAAUAUCUGAACCCUUCUUUAACGUUAUUAAGGACUGUCCUUUAAAUUUAAUAUUUUGACAAUAAACCGCCUUAUAAACGUUUAGAUAAUGAUUGAACAAUGCUUUGUCUUCUUCAUUCGAAUGUCAAAUUAAUAAUGAUAGAAAGAGAGAAAUAAAUAAACAGCCGUUAAUAAACGUUUAUAAGUAAGAUCGAAAGUGUAUGAAGAUUAUUUACAAAUAUUUGUUUAAUUAAUAUGAGAUUUUACAUUUUAAAACUGUAAAAGUCACGUUUUCUUAAUUUUUUAAUUCAAAUAAUAAAAUUUUGUUUGUACUAUUUUUUUUUUCAAUAUAUAUAAUUUUGAUAUUGGAAAUGGUCUUAAUAUAAUAAAAUUACAAUUUAUAUUAUGUAUUUUUAAAACUAUUUUAUUGUCCAUUAAAGUCAAUGAAAUUUAACAAAAUAUAAUAAUGUUUUAAAUAUUAAUGAAAUUGUUUCAACACUGACGAUUUUUUGGUUGUUUAAAAUUGUACAAAUUUCAAACUAAAUGAUUCAUAGUCAAUAAUAUUGUAAGUAUGUAGAACAACGAUGUUAGAGUUAUUUAAUUUGUAUAUAAUUGUUAUGUUAUGUUUAGUGAUAACUGUAAGACGUGCCUUCGUAUGGUGCCAUGAGGUUUGUAAUAAAGGCAAUAUUUACA
Molecule: messenger RNA, 6312 nt
Organism: Nymphalis io (European peacock)
Lineage: Eukaryota; Metazoa; Arthropoda; Insecta; Lepidoptera; Nymphalidae
Gene: Myo31DF
Product: unconventional myosin ID
Exons: 15
Coding region: 138-3143 (1001 amino acids)
Biological process (GO): vesicle transport along actin filament; actin filament organization
Cellular component (GO): vesicle; plasma membrane; actin cytoskeleton
Molecular function (GO): actin filament binding; ATP binding; microfilament motor activity
Source: RefSeq, a predicted model, not a curated record